AUGGUACUAAGAAUGGCGAGACUCACUGAUGAUGCCGACUACGAUGCCGGCGAAACGUCUGGGAAUGUACCACGUCCAUGGUCCUACUCUGGAAAUGAGCAUGCAUGCAAUGGACUUCGGACAAGGCGGAGAAAUCGCCUGGAAAAGAAUAAGCCAGUCGAUUUGGAAUCUUUGUUGGCCUUAAUCCGCAACGCAGCUCAAGCCAAGCACUACAUCGAGAUUUACUUUGACAACCAAUCUUCCAGCUUCGUGCAUCUUGUCAGCCUAGAUCCCAGUAUAUGGCUAUUUUUAUGUAUCCACUUUAUUUCUUUGUUUCUUGAAAACCCGUUGCUUCCGGAAAAAACGCAGCUUCGCCUGGUACGUAGUAGUCCGUCAUGUCCUGAGUUCGAGGCAACUAUGCAGGAAGAGUAUCGGGUUUACAGGCUUUACCAAAUGAAGGUACAUAAUGACAGACCCGACGAACUGGAAUUCGGUGAAUUUCAUCGGUUCUUAAUAAAUUCCCCUCUUAUUGACGAUUCUGCUGCUCUCGAGGCAUUUUGCACUGUUCCAUCCACUUCCAAAUCCAAACAUACUAGUAGACCUCCCUCGUUUGGUUCCUAUCACCAGCAAUAUUGGCUUGAUGGAAAGAGGCUUAUCUGCGUGGGCGUGAUUGAUAUCCUUCCAAAGGGUAUCUCCAGCGUUUACUCCUUUUACGAUCCAGCCUUCUCCUUCCUCCAUUUGGGUACCUACUCUGCAAUCAGUGUUUGGUUAAAAGAUUCGAAGGUCUAUCCCACCAGAAGGCGACGACGGAUUCUUCUUGACCAGCUGUCAAUUGGCUUUACUGGAACAUUGUUGACGCUAUCUCUGAGGUCUUUAGAUUCAGAGGCUACUUCUGGAAAGAAGGCUAAUGAAGAGGACAAUUACUUUACGAUUAACAGGGAAAUUGCACUUGUUCGGGAUCUGGCAAGCCAAUACGGUCCUGGUGCAACGGUGGAACAGCGUUUGACCUCCUACGCCGAAUUUUCGGGAUACUACAUGGGCUACUACAUCCAUUCUUGCAAAAAGAUGUCAUAUAAAGGCAGGUUCCAGCCCUCUUGGCUCGCCUGUCCCGAGACCUAUAUUUGGACACCACUGACUGAAUGCCAGCGCAGGCUUCAGGGCCCACCUCCCGUAAAAUAUGCUCGCUUUUCAGCUGACGAUGCUGUUGACAUAGGCGCAACACUGGUAGCCGGGCUGAGUGAUGCGGAGCUUGAUCGGCGGAUUUUCUGCCUCAGCGAAUGGCCAAAUCUAUGCUGUGGUCUGUUCACUUUUGCAUCAGUAGUUGUUGAAUCUGAGGCGAUGGGAAAGCCUAGCUAUGUAUUGGAACUGGAAACUAACUGA
Protopolystoma xenopodis is the source of this 1359-nucleotide messenger RNA. Lineage: Eukaryota; Metazoa; Platyhelminthes; Monogenea; Polystomatidea; Polystomatidae. The record is from the annotation of a GenBank genome assembly.